GCCGGCCCCUGCCUUGGCUACCAGACUCCUCAGGUGGCAACGCUUGCAGUCUAGCUACGGAGGCCGGUUUGCGGGACUAACGGGAAGUGUUUAAGAAGAUCAUGGAGUAAUAUGAGUCAGAGUAAUAAAAGAUCUGCAGGAAAUCCCUCAAGAGAGUUGUUUUAGGAAAAGAAGAAUUUGUAGACCCUUCACCAAAUUCUUCAUUUAUACAGCUAUUAAAUCCAAGGCACCUGUGGUGAAAGCAUGAAUAAAAACACAUCUGCUACAGCAUCAUCUGGUCUACUUGAAAAGGAUCCUGCCUUUCAGAUGAUAACAGUUGCCAAGGAAACAGGACUUGGUCUAAAGAUCCUAGGAGGAAUUAACCGGAAUGAAGGUCCAUUGGUCUAUGUUCAAGAAAUCAUUCCUGGAGGAGACUGUUAUAAGGAUGGACGUUUGAAGCCAGGAGAUCAACUUGUCUCAGUAAACAAGGAAUCUAUGAUUGGUGUAUCAUUUGAAGAAGCAAAAAGUAUAAUUACCAGAGCCAAGUUGAGGUCAGAAUCUGCUUGGGAGAUAGCAUUCAUAAGACAAAAAUCUGAUGGCAGUCAUCCAGAAAAUCUAUCUUGCACAUCCCUUUUACAAGCUUCAAGAGAAAAUGGACCUCAGGCCUCAACAUUUAGUCUUCUUUCUUCUCCCCCUGAAAUACUAAUUCCAAAGACCUCAUCUACUCCAAAAACUCAAGCUGCCAUUUUACCUUCUACUAAGAUGAGUCAGAUAAAAACUGAAUACCAGAAAAYAGAAUAUGCUCCAAUUACUCCAGUUACUUCUACAGAGAACAGCCCUACAGAUAUGUCUAUUUCAGAUAUUGCUCCUGCCUGGACUGAUAAUUAUGGACCACAGGAAAAGAAGAUUUUCCUAAAUCCCUCUAUUCGCCUUAAGGCAGAGAAACUGGAAAUGGCUCUAAAUUAUCUUGGUAUCCAGCCCACAAAGGAACAACACCAAGUCCUGAAACAGCAAGUACAAGCAGACUCAAAGGGGACAGUGUCAUUUGGAGAUUUUGUACAGGUUGCCAGAAAUUUGUUUUGCUUGCAGUUGGAUGAAGUAAAUGUUGGUGCACAUGAAAUUUCCAACAUAUUAGAUUCACAGCUUUUGCCCUGUGACUCUUCAGAAGCAGAUGAAAUGGAAAGACUUAGGUGUGAAAGAAAUAAUGCCUUAGAAGAAGUGAAUUUAUUGAAGGCAAAAUUAUUGGAGUCAGAGAGGCAAAGGAAACAACUGACAGAAGAGCUCCAGAAUGCGAAACAAGAAGCCAAAGCUGUAGUGGAAGAAACAAGGGCUCUGCGAAGUCGUAUUCAUCUUGCUGAAGCUGCGCAGAGGCAGGCCCAUGGAAUGGAAAUGGACUAUGAAGAAGUGAUCCGUCUGCUAGAAGGCAAGAUUACAGAGCUGAAGGCUCAGCUUGCUGAUUAUUCUGACCAAAAUAAAGAAAAUGUUCAAGAUUUAAGAAAGAGAAUUACAGUACUUGACUGCCAAUUGCGAAAAUCAGAAAUGGCUCGAAAAACUUUUGAGGCAUCCACUGCAAAGCUUCUUCAUUUUGUAGAGGCUAUUCAAGAAGUACUUUCUGAUAAUUCUUCUCCUUUAUCAAGUUUGAGUGAAAGAAGAGCUGUGUUAGCCUCUCAGAUUUCCCUCACRGCACUGGGAAGGAAUGGGCGCACCAUCCCAGCAACCCUGGCAUUGGAAUCUAAGGAGCUUGUUAAGUCCGUUCGUGCCAUACUUGAUAUGGAUUCCUUACCUUAUGGGUGGGAGGAAGCUUACACAGCAGAUGGAAUCAAGUACUUCAUCAAUCACGUAACACAGACUACAUCCUGGAUUCACCCCGUGAGGAGUAUCCUGAACCUGUCUUGCUCAGAGGAGAAUGAAGAGGAUUGCUCUAGAGAACUCACCGACCAGAAGAGUUGAUGGUUUUCUGUAGGAAGCGGAGCUCCACAGCCUUCCGGCAUCUCAGUCUGUGAGCGUGACUUGAGCAGAGACCUGUGACACCCAACUCUGAGACACAGCCAUCUGAAAUAGGAGCAAAGCAGGCACUACUUGAUGGAGCAGGAAAUGGAGACUAGACUUAGGCCUCCCGAGCCGCUGGGAUUACAGGCCUCCACCACCGCACCUGGCUCCAAAUUAGUUUUGAGAGCAGAAGAAAGCCAUUGGAAGAAAG
Urocitellus parryii (Arctic ground squirrel) is the source of this 2179-nucleotide messenger RNA. RefSeq names its product syntaxin binding protein 4 (gene Stxbp4). Gene Ontology annotation, biological process: insulin receptor signaling pathway; regulation of insulin secretion involved in cellular response to glucose stimulus. Lineage: Eukaryota; Metazoa; Chordata; Mammalia; Rodentia; Sciuridae. Gene Ontology annotation, molecular function: syntaxin binding. The record is from RefSeq and is a predicted model, not a curated record. Gene Ontology annotation, cellular component: cytoplasmic vesicle.